Cadophora gregata is the source of this 2192-nucleotide messenger RNA. RefSeq lists its product as uncharacterized. Lineage: Eukaryota; Fungi; Ascomycota; Leotiomycetes; Helotiales; Ploettnerulaceae. The transcript has a single exon. The record is from RefSeq and is a predicted model, not a curated record. The coding region runs from base 1 to 1539 and encodes 512 amino acids.
AUGAUGCAGACAGGGAGGGAGGUAGCGAUCAAUGCAAAAGCAAUCCUGCUCCUCCUCUUCAUCUCCCUCCCAUCUAUAAGUUCUGCGAAUAUCCUUACCGACAUUCCCAAGAACAAUCCUCUGAACAUCAAUUGGGACCCAGCACCAGCACCAGAAGACGGUCCGCCUAUUUCAGCACACGCUUCAAGAGACAAGUCUCUUCUCCCAGUCCAGAUUGGCGCAAUCCUCGGAUCAUACCUCUUCUGUGUUUGUGUUGUCGGAAUAGCACUUCUCUUUAUCGGACGCAGACUACGAAUUCAGAUCCAGACGUCAGUCAGAGUACUUGAUAUAGAAAUGGUAGAACCCGCCUUCCCGCAAACGGCUGCUUUCGAACCCUCUCCAGUCUCGCCUGGCGGACCAGGCGGUGGAUCAAGGAACUUCUCGUGGCCUUCACCAGAGAAAGAUACGAAAAAUCCCUACAUCUUCCCUAGUAUCAACGAGUCGCCUACGACACCGAACGGUCUUGCAGAUCCAUACGUUGACACACGGAUUGUUGAGGCAGACCGCGAGAUGUUACAACGGGACUUGGAAGACAUAUAUGCCCAUGUUAUGGAGCAGGAGGAUGCAAAGGCCAGGGGCGUGAUCUUGAAGGAAAUGCCUCUUCCCCCGCAAUUGCAGAGAGUUGGCCCGGUUCCAACAGGUCCACUACGAACAGAUUUGCCUCUAAAGAAGAUUGAGAAAGCUCGUCCAGCAACCCUCACUCUAGAGGAAGGAAAGCCGAAAUCACACUCGCGAGCCUCUUCUCUGAUCUCUUCUCUUAAGUCGCCUAGACGAAAGGGUAUUCGGGGAAUGCGUAUCUCCUCGCCAAUCGCCACACCUGUCUCUGCAACAUUCCCAGCAAGUGCAGCAUCAGACGAAGAACCACUCACGCCCCGCUACUACACACCACCACCACCUCCCCCAGUCCCUAAAGACCAAGUUCCAUACACACACUCCCGCGGCCCCUCUAGCGACUCCGCAGCCCGCAGUCUAGCAGAGCAGCUCUCACCAUACCGAAACGGCCCACGGCACAGCCCGAACCCGUCCCGAACCUCAGUCCAGAGCCAAAACUCCAACCGAGGAGGUGACCCAUCUUCUGCAACCUCAGCAACAUCCCAAACCCCCCUCUUCCUCUCCGCCCCCAAACCUCGCCACCUCCAACUCAACUCGCAAGCACAAGCACAACCUUCCAACCCACCCUCCACCAACUCCUCCUCCCGCGCCCUCCCCUUCCGCUCCUUCGAGCCAGCCCUCCAAUCCCCGUCAUUCGUGCCUACCACAAAGACCACAGUGCUGGAACGCAACAUCAAACCGAACGGUCCGCAGACGGGGGGGCUAAAGACGCCGUGGAGCGCUGGUGCGGUGCCAUAUAGUCCGUACCAGCCCUUCUCGCCGAUGAUUCCCAUCACGCCGCGGCUGGUGACGAAGGAAGAGCGGAAGCAGAAGAAAAAGGAGGAAGGGAGAACGCCGGUGUUGGAGAUGAUUAAGAGUGAGGAUGAUCUUUGGGAUAGUGGGUACUAGAUAUGUAUGGGUUUAUUUUCAGUUGUAUAUUUUGACGCCCGCUCUGAACACGUGUUUCUCUUCCCUUAUUUUGUUCUUAGGGUUUGGAGCUAGGGUGGCGCGAGCAUUUGACAUUGAUUGCAUUGAUUGCUUUCUUUGUUUGGUUGGUUAUUUAUUGGAUGGGACGGCGGACUCCAACUAAGACUACCUUUGUUGGUAGUUCGUUCGACAAGGUGUUCAGGGGCUUACUGCGAGGGAAUAGGUAGCAUAGGAUUAGAGAACCUUAAUGAUACUAUGAUGAAUGUGGAUUACUACUAUACUAUUCUAAGUAAUUACAGGAUGUCAGAUAUACUGAGAAUUUAUUCUCUUCUUACUCCGUCUUAUAAUUAGUCCUGUCUAGCAUCUCUUGUAUUAUGACUAGCAUAAGGUGAGAGAGGACCUUAGGUUGACGCCAAGAAUAACAUGGCCUUAGCAGGUUCAGGUGGGAGAAAGCUUCGAUGAGAGCAGAGGUUGUUAGAAAGUGAGUAAGUACACCAACAGAUAGCAAGCCGGCUUUCAGCGGGGAGGCGGGAUUAGAAUACAGAACUGUAGAUACAGCACGAGAAACGAGCUUUGCCGAACAUUAAAAUGAGAAAUGCAAGAAGUUGUGUACAGCAGAAGUAAGUGUUCAGGGC